AUGAACUCGUCGAGUGGAUCAAGCGGGACGGCCUCGUCCAAGCCCAGUCUCCGUAAGCCAGCGUCGACGACGCUUUUGAGCUCACACAGCUCUCCUCCAACGUCCUCUACAACGCCUACAAGCGGCUGGAAGAGCAUUUUCCGCAUCCCGAGCUCGAAAAAGCUCAAUGCAGUCCCACCGCCAUUGGACACUGUGCCCAACGACGAGCACGCGUCGUCGCAGGAACACGGCUCGUAUCAUUCUUCACGCUCGUCUGGAUCAGAUCAGUUUACACCCUCGCCCGUCGCAGCCAACGACUCCGCGUCGUCGUACCGCAACGGCAAUAGCGGCGCCUUUGUAGUGUCUCCGUCGAGUUACAAGCCCCCUCAUCCACUCCCAGCCGGUCCAAAUCCACAAAACUCGCCAUCUUCUGCCAGCCCCGUCCAGGCCCCACGUCGCCAGCGGUCUGGCUUUCUCUCUCGCAAAGUCUCUUUGGCAAAGCAGCAUGCACCGCUCACCGCACAACCGUCUCAGCAGUCUUUUCAACAGAAUCCACAAUCCCCAUCCCACCAGCUGGGCAACGGCAUCGCCGGGGGCCCGAUCCCCACAAGUCCAAAGUCCUCUAUUGGCUCCGCCGCUCGCUUUUUGCGCCGAGUCGCGUCGGCUCCGAAUGCCAAAGGUCUCCUCAGUCCGAGGAACACAGCAUCAACGACAAAGAAUGGCAUGCUCGCGCCCAACCUCGAGGUUCCUCCACCUUUGCCUGCUGCUUCGUCCGACAAGGGCGGGUCGAUUGAAACAAACUCGUCCCAGUCGUCUGUACGUGGAUCGAGAGCAAAUCGCUCCCUAACCGCUUCCUCUGUCCAAAAAGUCGACCAGCCCACGCGACAAGCCUUCCGACGUACCUAUUCCAGCAACUCCAUGAAGCACCGCGCCGUCGAAGUGCGCCCCAGCAGCUUCCAAAAGAUUAAAAUGCUUGGAAGAGGCGAUGUUGGCAAGGUAUAUCUUGUUCGAGAGAAAAAGACGGACAAGCUAUUCGCUAUGAAAGUCCUCUCAAAAAAGGAGAUGAUUGCUCGAAACAAAGUCAAGCGUGCCCUUGCAGAGCAAGAGAUUCUCGCCUCUGCGAACCAUCCAUUCAUCGUCACCCUCUACCAUUCUUUCCAGUCAGAGGAUUAUCUCUAUUUUUGCAUGGAGUACUGUCUCGGUGGCGAAUUCUUCCGUGCACUACAAUCUCGUCCCGGAAAAUGUCUGUCCGAAGACGAUGCGCGCUUUUACGCCGCAGAAGUGACCGCCGCACUCGAGUACCUCCACUUGAUGGGCUUUAUUUAUCGAGAUCUUAAACCCGAGAACAUUCUCUUACAUGAAUCGGGUCAUAUCAUGUUAUCAGAUUUCGACCUCGCCAAGCAGUCGCAAGAACCGGGUGGUUUACCUGCGGCUGUCGUUCAAUUCGAGAACGGGGUCCCCAUUGUCGAUACUCGAUCGUGUACCGUCGGUGUUCGGGCAAACUCUUUUGUCGGGACUGAAGAAUACAUUGCGCCAGAAGUGAUCAACAGCUCUGGUCACACGUCAGCAGUUGAUUGGUGGACGCUUGGUAUUCUUAUUUACGAAAUGAUCUUUGCGACCACCCCGUUCAAGGGCCAGAACCGACAGCAAACGUUUAGCAAUGUGCUCACUCGCGAGGUCACAUUCCCUGCAGAGCCACGAAUUACAGCUGCCGGCAAAGAGAUUAUCAUCCGGCUCCUUCACAAGGUCGAAGACAAGCGGCUAGGUAGCCAGAGCGGUGCAAGUGAAGUCAAGGCACACAAAUGGUUUGCAAAAGUCACUUGGGGAUUGCUACGAAACGAAAAGCCCCCGAUCAUCCCCAACAUUGUCAACGCUCAAGAGACCAAUUUCCGGCACAUUCGAGAGUCUCAUUCGCUUGAUUUGGAACGCCAGAUGCUCACCCACCAAUACACGACGUCACCGUCUGUUCCACCUACACCAGGCUCUGCAUGGCAGGAUGGGAUCAAUUCGGCUGCGGGUUCUGGAGAGUGGCCAGGUCCGGGGACGCCGCUGGCCAACGGCGCGUCGCCAUCGCAAAGCCGUCGCGCUAGUCCUCGGAUGAGCCCGUCGAGCCCGCUUCCCAAAGAGGACGCGUUUGGCGCUUUCAAUAGCGUUACCAUCUUGCACUCGUGA
Serendipita indica DSM 11827 is the source of this 2151-nucleotide messenger RNA. Lineage: Eukaryota; Fungi; Basidiomycota; Agaricomycetes; Sebacinales; Serendipitaceae. The record is from the annotation of a GenBank genome assembly.